AUGACCAUUCCGCUUUACAAAUUACCACCUCUGGUUCCUCUUCCCGAACUUCCCGAGUCGGAUCCUUCUCGAAAAUUGUCUGUAGGAGUUUACUGGGAAAAUUGCAAAAAGAAAGAGUUUCAAUUCGAUCAACUCGAUUUUUCAAACGACACAUUGAAGAAAGUGGUGCUUUCUGAAAUCGAGAGACAUCCGGAGAUUUGGAGUUCGAGGAAAGGAAAUAGUCAUCAGAAGAUGUUUCCGCAAAUCGCAGUAGAUGUUUUUAAGAGAACUGGGAUUUUGUUGUCGAUUCCCUCCAUCAAAUCCAUCUACAAAUGUGCCAAGGACAAUCUCCGUAACCGCCUUCGAAUCGCCGUUGUCCGUCAUCGUCUAUCUCCAGAAGACGUCGAGCGCUAUAUGUGGCGAUGGGAUUUCUACGGGUUCAUCCGCUUCUAUCGCGAACACACUCAACAUUGGGAAGCCGAGCUGUUGAAAGAGGCUGCUAGCGGUCUGCCGGUUUCUCCAAAUCCCGUUUUAAAGGAUCCGGUUCCCAGGAAAAGAAGAGCAACUCAGGCGAUGGAAGAGGAUUACGGAGUGGUGGAAGAAGAGCAUUUCGAGGAUAAAGAUUUAUAUGGUGGACAACUUGAAAUCGACUACUCAGUGUAUCUUCCACAGAAUGGGACUUUUGAGGAGCCAGAAGAGGAGACACCGUCGCCAACUGUAAAAUUGGAUCGUGCCAUAACGCAACAAAUACGCACUCUACAGCCACCAUCUGAUUAUCCGGAUUAUGUUGCUCCGGAUGUUACAGAUUGUGUUAGUUCCUCGAGCACCGCCCCUCCAAAUCCAGCAGCUAUCAACAAUUUCAACGAAGAAAUGAAACAAAUCGCCUAUCAAGCGAAUCGUAUUGCUCAGGAACAACCAGGAGCUAUCAAGCUCCUACGACGAGCAUUUUUCGAUGUGGUUUUGGCCUUCGAUGAGCACAAAUUCAAAAAUAUUGGAGAGCUUUACAAAGAGUUGGCCGAUAAGAAUACUAAAUAA
Messenger RNA from Caenorhabditis briggsae, 1014 nucleotides. RefSeq names its product Protein CBR-LIN-8 (gene Cbr-lin-8). The record is from RefSeq and is a predicted model, not a curated record. Gene Ontology annotation, cellular component: nucleus. Bases 1 to 1014 code for a protein of 337 amino acids. The transcript is spliced from 3 exons. Lineage: Eukaryota; Metazoa; Nematoda; Chromadorea; Rhabditida; Rhabditidae.